AUGACACUGACUACCGCAUUGACCUUGAAACAGGUCCUCGAGGAGUUGGUAGACUUGCGCUCGAGCCUGGUGACCGGUUCAGCGAGUUAUUACGUGGCGCCCACUAAGAGCUCAGUAGCGACGCAGUAUGAGAUUGGGCCCAAUUGCACGAGAUUGUUGCAAACGCAGGAUCCAUUUGGUACAAUCGCCGCUAACGCCGAUAAGCAUACUCUGACCAGUGUGUUUGCCGAUGAGACUUCUGUAUUGAAGGGUCUUCCACACUUGUACACUCUGAGAGGGUACCCUGUCGUGAUCAAUGUUGACUUGGAUUUACAGGACUACUCCGUGAUCCCAGCAUUAAAAGAUUUGGAUUUCCCGACAUUCGUCUCUUAUAGCUUGGAUGACGUGGCAGAAAACGGUGCCUCUGCAUAUGAGAUUGCUUUAAAGACUGCAACCCCCGUGUUCCAUUUUAUCGAUUUCGUAAGGGCCUCCGAACAAACUUUACAAGAUGAAUUGAAAUUACCAGACUUGGACAAAGAGACCGUUGAAACUGCAGUCGCUCCAUUUGAUGUCUUAGCAUCCCCUGCAGAACCUACCGUCUUGGUUAUUAAUCUCUCUCCAUACGGUUCACAAUUGGCCGAGUUUGCACCCGGUUUAAAAGUUCUGCUAUUGAAUAUAAAGACGUAUCGUCCAUGGAAAUUCGAGGCAUUCGUUUCCACACUCCCAUCCACAAUCACUAAGAUCGUGGUCCUACAACGGUCCAAUGAAACACAAACGGGGUUUUCCCCAUUGCUCCUAGACAUCUUUCAAGAUUUCGGUAUUUUGGCCCAAAAGAAUAUAGACCAGGUCGUCUUGACUAACCUUGGUGUAUUGGAGCAAAAUGACAAGACUGUUUUACAAAAGAUCGUGGACAACGUCAGGAGUGAUAACCCAGAUCAACACCUGUACCUAGGAAAGCCAACCACUUCUCCAGCGGCGACUCAAUUCGCCGAGUCCGUGGCCAACGUCGUGAAACUGGAAACCGCAUACUUGAAGGUGCUGCAUGAGUUGUUCUCCACGAACCUGGACAUCAUCAACGAGUACGGCAGCGACACGGCCAACGUGGCCGCACCAGAGUACGGGUUUGGCUCUUUCUUGAGACAAGACGAAGCGAGAGGCGAGCUGGUCGCCCUUGUCAAGAAGUCGCUCGACCCCUCACUGUACCACACCGAGGACGCUGGGGAGCUCGUGCAACUCCUGUCCCAGUGGGUGGCGCUUCACGACGCGAACCUGGGCGAUGCGGAGCUCGGCGCAGCCAACGAGGUCGCCGCCAAGAUCUUCAACAUUUUGCAGUCGAACCAGGACUCCGCCGUUGCGCUGGACCUGCUGAAGGUGGCGCCGCGCGAGGAGUGCUUCCAGUUCAAGUCGCACUGGCUCGUCGGCUCCGACGCCUGGUCCUACGACCUGGGCCACUCCGGGGUCCACCAGGUCCUGGCGUCCAAGAAGAACAUCAACUUGCUGAUCAUCGACUCAGAACCGUACGAGAAGAGCAGGGCCAACCCGCGCCACAAGAAGAACGUGGGGCUCUACGCCAUGAACUUCCACGACGUGUACGUCGCGUCCGUCGCGGUGUACUCCUCGUACACACAGCUGCUUGCCGCGUUUCUAGAGGCCUCUGCGUUCAACGGACCCUCCGUGGUGCUAGCCUACCUGCCUUACUCGUCUGAGAAGGACACGCCGCUGGAGGUGCUGCGGGAGACGAAGAACGCUGUUGAGUGCGGGUACUGGCCGCUUUACCGGUACAACCCUGCCAAGGACGCGGACGACGCCGCGUUCACGCUGGACUCCGCCGUCAUCAGAAAGGAAUUGCAGUCUUUCCUGGACCGCGAGAACAAGCUGUCGCUGUUGACCAAGAGGACCCCCGAACUGGCCAGAGACAUUGAGGCGUCGGCCAGCGAUGUCAUCUCGAGAAAGGUUGAGAACCGCGCCAAAGCCGCGUACGACCAGCUGCUGGAAGGGCGUGUCCGGUCCGCCGCUGCACAUCUACUACGCGUCGGACGGUGGCAGCGCCACUGCCUUGGCCAAGAGACUGGGCAAUCGUGCCUCUGCAAGAGGUCUGAAGUCCACGGUUCUCUCCAUGGACGAUAUCAUUCUGGAGGAUCUAGCAGGCGAAGAAAACGUGAUCUUGUCACGUCUACCGCGGGGCAAGGUGAAUUCCCACAGGACGGGAAGACCUUCUGGGAGGAGUUGAAAGGCUCCUUAGACGUGGACCUAGCCUCGCUGAACUUCUCUGUUUUUGGUCUUGGUGACUCCCAAUACUGGCCACGGAAGGAGGAUGCUCGUUAUUACAACAAACCUGCGAAGGACCUGUUUGCCCGGUUAGAAUUGUUGACUGCCAAUCCAAUCGUCCCCCUAGGGCUCGGUGAUGACCAAGACGCUGAUGGGUAUCAAACUGGAUACGCUGAGUGGGAGAAGCAGUUGUGGGAAGUUCUCGGUGUUUCUGGCGCUGAUGUUCCUGAAGACAAACCUUACACCAACGAAGAUAUGAAAAUCAACUCAGAUUUCUUAAGAGGUACAAUUGUGGAAGGUUUGAACGAUCAAUCUACUUUGGCAAUCCAUGCACAUGAUCAGCAAUUGACGAAGUUCCAUGGUUGUUACAUGCAAGAUGACCGUGAUAUCAGAGAUAUUCGUAAAGCUCAAGGUAUGGAGCCGCUGUACAGUUUCAUGUCGAGAGUCAGGUUACCAGGCGGGGUUGCUACCCCAGAACAGUGGUUGGCUGUCAACAGACUAUCUGAUGAAGACGGUAACGGUACUUUAAAGAUAACCACGAGAGCUACAUUCCAACUUCACGGUAUAUUGAAGAAAAACUUGAAACAUAGCAUCAGGGCAAUGAACUCUACUUUGAUGGACACUUUGGCCGCUUGUGGUGACGUUAACAGAAAUGUUAUGUGUUCAGCGUUGCCAGCCAAUGCUAAGGUUCACGAACAAGUUUCUGAAAUGGGUGCUAAGAUCUCGGAACACUUUCUACCAAAGACGACUGCUUACUAUGAAAUCUGGCUGCAGGGUCCUGAUGAGAGAGACUACGACUCCAACUGGGAAGAGAUUUCGGCAACAGAGAAGGCGGCCCAACCAACGAAGAAGGCUCUGGUGGCCGGCAACUCCCUGGUCGACAUCGAGCCGCUUUACAGCCCCGUGUACCUACCAAGGAAGUUCAAGGUCAACAUUACGGUCCCUCCCUACAACGACGUCGAUGUUUGGUCGAGCGAUGUCGGUUUGAUUGCCAUUGUGGACCCUGCGACGGACAUCGUCAAGGGCUACAACAUGUACACAGGUGGUGGUAUGGGUACCACACACAACAACAAGAAGACGUACCCCAGAACAGGUUCGCUGCUUGGGUUUGUCGCGCCAGAGGAGGUCGUGGCUGCCAUCGAGGCUGUCAUGAUAAUCCAGAGGGACAACGGGUCCAGAACGGACCGUAAGCACGCGCGGUUAAAGUACACCAUUGACGACAUGACGAAGGAGGUUUUCAAGGAGAAGGUUGAGGAGCUUUGGGGCCACAAGUUCGACCCAGAGCAGCCAUUCGAGAUCAAGUCAAACAUCGACUACUUCGGCUGGGUCAAGGACGAGACGGGAUUGAACCACUUCACCGCGUUCAUCGAGAACGGUAGGGUGGAGGACACACCGGACCGGGCACAGAAGACGGGUCUACGCAAGAUUGCCGAGUUGAUGCAGAAGCAGGGCUCCGGUAAUUUCAGGCUUACUGGUAACCAGCACGUUGUAAUCUCCAGUAUCAAGGACGAGCACUUGGAUGCGGUCAAGGCGUUGAUGAAGAAGUACUCCCUGGAUAACACGGAACUGAGCGGGCUAAGACAAUCCUCCUCCUCGUGUGUUGGGUUGCCAACGUGUGGUUUGGCUAUGGCCGAAUCCGAACGUUACCUACCCGUUCUAAUCACUCAAAUUGAGGAUGUUCUGGAAGAGUACGGUCUACGUCAUGACUCUAUUGUUUUGAGAAUGACAGGGUGCCCCAACGGUUGUUCUCGUCCAUGGUUAGCGGAAAUAGCGUUGAUUGGGAAGGCCCCACACACGUACAACUUGAUGCUUGGUGGUGGUUACUACGGUGAGAGACUGAACAAAUUGUAUAAAGCUUCGAUCAAGGAUGACGAUAUCCUGGACAUCUUGAAGCCGAUGUUCAAGAGGUGGGUUUUCGAAAGAGAGGAAGGUGAACACUUCGGUGAUUUCGUCGUCAGAGUUGGGAUUAUUAAGCCCACUUUGGAGGGGAAGUACUUCCACGACGACGUCGCUGAGGACGCAUUCUGA
Messenger RNA from Huiozyma naganishii CBS 8797, 4275 nucleotides. RefSeq lists its product as uncharacterized. The transcript has a single exon. Gene Ontology annotation, molecular function: iron-sulfur cluster binding; heme binding; FMN binding. Gene Ontology annotation, biological process: sulfate assimilation. Gene Ontology annotation, cellular component: sulfite reductase complex (NADPH). The coding region runs from base 1 to 4275 and encodes 1424 amino acids. Lineage: Eukaryota; Fungi; Ascomycota; Saccharomycetes; Saccharomycetales; Saccharomycetaceae. The record is from RefSeq and is a predicted model, not a curated record.